AUUUUUUAUUGCAUGAAAAUAAUUGCGUUGUUUUGGAAUUCGUUUCUAUUAAAACUCAGCUGUUGAUUUUAUAUACAUAUGUACAUAUCUCCAUAUGCUUUCUGUGCCUUUCCAAAGUGGGUAAAUUUGCGCUUCGAUAUAUUAUAUGCAUACAUACGUAUUUCUGAGCAUACUCAUACUGUUUUUAUAUGUACAUAUGCAUGUGUAAUGACAUAUGCGCAUUAUAUGAUUCGUCGGCCCGGCAGUACUCAGUGAGUCACAUGUAUUUCUCUUUAACAUAAACAACAACUACAGCAACAGCAAUAACCUGAAAAUUCAGCUGAAUGGCAAUAAAUUUAGCUCCAAGAGCGCCAAGCGAAUGAAAUGUUUAAACAAACACACAGAUAUGUAUAUGAAAUACUCAUAGUCGCUUCAACCUUCAUUGCAUAUGUGUGUAAAAAGCUAAUGCAGUCCGAGGCACAGGGUUGCAAUUGACAUAAGCGAAAGGAAAUUGUUUUGUUGUGCAAAUGAAAAGUGUAUUUAUUAUAACGAGCAUUGAAAGGGCUUAUACUAAAAUAGUACUAUAUUUAUAGGCUUGUUUAAUUUCAAGCGGAAAACUUGAGCAUAACAUUUUAAAAUAUACUCCAUGUACAUGCAGAAUUUAUUCUGAAAUUAUUGAGAAAUGUCCGAACUUUUGCUGUAAGCCCCGCAAAUCCAUCUUAUUUCUGCGUCACAUUUAUGCUUGACAUUCUCUCUUUCAAGACGAUUCGCCAAUUUCUCCUCAGAGAGCGAGUUGUCAUCAAAUUUUAGCUUUGCGAAACGAAAAGCAAGAGAAAAAAGAAACAAACUAAAACCGGUUAAACGAACGAACAACCUUUAUACAUAUUUUUGUUUUGUAUACUCCGUUCGUGAGUAAAUUCUUGCUGGCGCAAUGCAACACUGAAUUAACUUAGCACGACCAGCCAGUCAGCCAUUCUCUAACGUCAGACAGCAGCAGCAGUUCCGAUGCCUUGUCGUAGUAUGCGUUGAAAUUAGUGUAUGGAAGCAGUUGAUGAAGUGAAACGUCUGUGCGAGUGAAUCUCUUUCGUAUCGAUUUAGUGUCAAAAGUAAAGAAAACAAGGGGAAAUCGAAUUUAAAAUUAUACAAAAUAUUUAAAAUGUACGAUCCCAGAAACUAUUUUCCAAAAAACUACCAUUCCACUGGAAUUGGUUUAGUGAAUUUAGCCGCACUUGGCUAUAAUAAAAAUGAACAAAGUGCUAGUGAAACACCAAAAACGGGUCUAUAUCCGGCGCUGCCAUAUCCAACUGCACCGCCAGAUCCAAACGCUGUACGCUUAAGCUAUGGCAUGCCUACACCACCAACGCAAAUGCCUGGAAUUCAAAGUUCAGCACCAUAUCCACCAUCAUCUGCUGUGCCAUAUCCCCCACGACAAUCGCUGUAUCCGACCUUGGGACCGCAACCUUCACAAAAUGUGCCUUACCCGACUGGCAUGCCACAACCGUAUGCGCCAUACCCAACGGCGCCAUAUCCAACUGCGUAUCCAUCGGCGGCGGCGCCAGCGCUGCCCUAUCCAAUGAUGCCAACUGGCAUGCCAUUGCCUUACAGUGUGCCACCACCUACAUCACCUUCCAGUCUCUAUCCGACGAUACCUACACUACCAGAUGGUGCAAUGCCAACAUAUGGUGGUGGUGGUGGUUGUAUUGUAAGUGAAUCAGCGAAUGAGAAACUACCAUCACCAGAUGAGGAGCCCUCUGUAGGUGUACCGGAGAUACCCUUCUCCGCUGUAAAAGUACCUGAAAGCGAGAAUAUGUUCUGGAUGAAGGAGAAGACAAGUGAAUUGCGCGGACGAGAUGAUUCACAUGUGCCAUAUGAUACGCUACGUAGCAGUUGCUUAGACAAUGGCACAUUUUUUGAAGAUCCAGAUUUUCCAGCGAAUAAUGACUCACUUAUGUUUUCACGCCGCCCUGAUCGUUACAUUGAAUGGCUGCGUCCGCACGAAAUUGCCGAUGAUCCACAGUUCUUUGUUGAUGGUUACUCGCGUUUCGAUGUGCAACAAGGUGAAUUGGGCGACUGUUGGCUGCUGGCAGCUGCAGCGAAUUUGACCUCGGAUCCAAACUUGUUCUUCCGUGUGGUGCCGCCAGAUCAAAGCUUUGAAGAAAACUACGCUGGUAUAUUCCAUUUUUGCUUCUGGCAGUAUGGAAAAUGGGUGGAAGUGGUGGUUGAUGAUCGAUUGCCAACAUACCGUGGAGAACUGAUAUAUAUGCACUCCACAGAGCGCAAUGAAUUCUGGAGCGCUUUAUUAGAAAAAGCUUAUGCUAAAUUACAUGGUUCCUAUGAGGCGCUUAAAGGCGGUACCACAUGCGAAGCUAUGGAAGAUUUCACCGGUGGCGUUACUGAAUGGUAUGAUUUGAAGGAGGCGCCACCAAAUCUAUUCAACAUACUCAUUAAAGCCAUGAAUCGCAACUCUUUGAUGGGUUGCUCAUUGGAACCAGAUCCAAAUGUAUUUGAGGCAGAAACUCCACAAGGACUUAUACGCGGUCAUGCCUAUUCAAUAUCCCGGGUGUGCAUGAUCGAUAUACAUACCCCAAACCGUCAAGGUAAAUUGCCGAUGAUACGUAUGCGCAAUCCGUGGGGAAAUGAUGCCGAAUGGAAUGGACCUUUCAGUGAUAACUCUGCAGAAUGGCGUUACAUACCUGAUUCACAGAAAGAAGAGUUGGGACUCACUUUCGACGCAGACGGCGAAUUUUGGAUGCCUUUCCAAGAGUUUCUGAAUAAUUUCGAUCGCGUAGAGAUUUGUAAUUUGUCACCGGACUCGUUGACCGAAGAGCAGGAAGAUAGUGGCAAGAGAAAAUGGGAAAUGAAAAUGUUUGAAGGUGAAUGGGCAGCUGGUGUUACAGCUGGCGGUUGCCGCAAUUUUCUAGAAACUUUCUGGCAUAACCCGCAAUAUGUGAUCACACUGACCGAUCCUGAUGAAGAUGACGAUGAUGGCAAAUGUACAGUCAUUGUUGCAUUGAUGCAGAAAAAUCGCCGUUCAAAACGCAAUCGUGGUAUGGAAUGUCUAACAAUCGGUUUUGCGAUUUAUCACUUAACCGAUCGCGACAUGGAAACACGGCCACAGGGUCUAAAUUUCUUCAAAUAUCGCGCUUCUGUGGCACGUUCACCACACUUCAUUAAUACACGUGAAGUAUGUGCGCGCUUUAAGUUGCCGCCUGGCAAUUAUCUAAUUGUGCCCUCGACCUUUGAUCCCAACGAAGAGGGUGAAUACAUUAUACGUGUGUUCUCCGAGACCGCAAACGUCAUGGAUGAGAACGAUGAUUCAGUGGGCUAUUGUGAGGUGGAUGAUCGUAUUAAACCAAAUAUACCGCCACCUAAAGAAGAGGAUCCACAACGUGAGAACUUACGUCGCCUCUUCAAGAGUAUUGCUGGCAGCGACAUGGAAGUGGAUUGGAUGGAACUUAAACGCAUACUCGAUCAUUCACUGCGAGACGUAAUGAUCGAUGGCAACACAUUUUCGAAAGACGCUUGCCGUUCGAUGGUUGCUAUGAUGGACAAAGACCAAUCGGGUAAUUUGGGUUUCGAAGAAUUUGAAUCGCUACUCACAGACAUUGCCAAAUGGAAAGCGGUAUUUAAAUUCUACGAUCGCGAUCACAAUGGUGAAAUAGAAAGUUUCCAAUUGCGUGACGCACUCAAUUCGGCUGGUUACCGCCUGAAUAAUCGAGUGUUGAAUGCGUUGGGACGUCGUUACACGUCACGCGAGGGGAAAAUCAGCUUUGAUGACUUUUUGAUGUGCGCCGUGAAGACAAAGACCUACAUCGAUAUAUUCCGCGAGCGCGACACGGAUGAAUUAAAUCGGGCGACAUUUAGUAUGGAUGAAUGGCUCGAACGCACCGCUUACUCAUAAGCUCGCUAAUAUAUGUACAUAUAUCGGGCUUGCUGCCAAAUUGAAACCGGUGCCACUGCUGCUGUUACUAUUCUGCUUCAGCCGUUAUAGAAGCUAUGCCGGCUUACCGGUCGCAUACAAAUUGCAGUUAUAAACAGUGUUACCUACUUAUCUCUACAAAUGUCAUAAUUAUAUUAAUAUCGUAUGUAUAAAUAUAUAAUUUUUUGUAUUUCAUCAAUUAACACGAUAUAUGAAUAAUGAAAAGGAAAGGAAACGAAACAAGUCACGAAAAUGGAAUGGAACAAAAACAAGUAUUCAAUGCUUAUACAUACAAUUAUACACAAAUGUACAACACAUACAUAUAAAACUAUCUACAAAGCGAGUGCAAAUUUUAAGACUUUAAGCAACAACUUCGAAGAUGAACGUUAGUAUAAUAAAUAAAACCAGUUUUCUUAUACAUACCUACA
Messenger RNA from Bactrocera tryoni, 4326 nucleotides. RefSeq names its product calpain-B. Gene Ontology annotation, molecular function: calcium-dependent cysteine-type endopeptidase activity; calcium ion binding. The transcript has a single exon. Gene Ontology annotation, cellular component: cytoplasm. The coding region runs from base 1136 to 3880 and encodes 914 amino acids. NCBI's taxonomy places the organism in Eukaryota, Metazoa, Arthropoda, Insecta, Diptera, Tephritidae. Gene Ontology annotation, biological process: proteolysis. The record is from RefSeq and is a predicted model, not a curated record.